Messenger RNA from Oikopleura dioica, 4707 nucleotides. Lineage: Eukaryota; Metazoa; Chordata; Appendicularia; Copelata; Oikopleuridae. The record is from the annotation of a GenBank genome assembly.
AUGUCAACAGUCUACUGGAAAGACGCAAGUGACCUCUCACGCCAGGAAUUAUGCCGUAUCUACGACUCUCUUCCCGACAAAAUCUACCCAUGCAAAAUCCCAAUAAGCGAUAAAUCGAGUAUCGUUUUGAAUAUUCUUGAUCUCGCACCGGACUACUUCGCACCGGGAAGAAAAUUCGUCUUCAAAUCGCAACCAGGAGUGGUCGAGUUUCAGAAGGACAACGACGGGUCCAAUGUCGAGCUUCAAAAAUUCGCAAAGCCGCAUCACAAACUCAACAUCGCACAGAUCCAAGCAUCCUCCACCGCUGAUUCUCUUCAAGCGCUGAUCUCAUCAAUGAAAGUUGAAAGCGACAUAAGUGAAGCCGAAUCAAGUGAUGGAAGUCUAUCUGAAGAUUCUCUGGAAGACCCGGACGAAACGGUUAUCAACAACGAUCGCAAAAAGGAAAAGGUCAAAAAAGAGCCGGGAAACAAUCACUCGAAGCAAAAAGGUCAAAAUGCUCGACGUCGAGAAAAAGAAUUCAAAGCCAAAUCUCCGCGAAUUCCGAAAUCAAAGAACUCAAUGAUAAAACCGGCAAAAUAUUCGAGUGACCUCCCAAUCGACUCAUUUCUGCAGCAGAUGGAACUGUUUCAGAUGUGUAACCAGAUAUCCGAGCAAGACCUGAUCGCUAUAUCAUUGUCUCAAAUGAUGAACGAUGAGUGUGGAAUAAGUAUUCGACGAGCUUUGAAAGCAGAAGAAUUGGUAUCUUGGUCAGCUUUUUCAAAAAAGCUCACUCAAAUAUUAGGACGGUCAAAAGAUCAUUAUCGUCACAAAUUGAGAACAUACCAGAGAGGAGACGAGUCAACCGGGAUCUGCUUGGCUAAACUGACGGACUGGUUCAUACAAAGCUACGGAAGAGAAGAGCUCAGUGAAUCAGACUCAGACAUGCUGGUCGAACUUUUCAUCAACGCUCAGCAGAAUGAUCUCAAACGACUUCUGAACCGAGAAAAAUCGUCUCUCACGUAUGACAAUAUAUCUGCAAGAAGUGCAGAAUUGGAAAGAUCGAUUGGCUCACCAACACAGGACCAAAACUUGUUUGCGAUCGAAUCACAUCACAAGUCGUACAUCGAGUCUCAAAUAAACAUGCUCAGAUCGGAAAUGAAACAGAAAAUGGAGAAAAAUAGCAGAUCAACAGAAAAGAAGGAUGAAAAGAAACCAAGACAAAAACGAGUUGACGUUCGAAAAAUGGAAGGACACUGCAUCACAUACACAAAACACAAGAAAUGCAAAUACGAAGGAAAUUGCAAAUACAUUCACAAAGAUCAGACUAUCCUCGCAUCCUGCAUCUCAAACAAGCUCGUAUUCGUAAAUGUCAAAAUCAACGGUUAUGAAUGGCCUGCUCUCGUAGACACUGGUGCAACUCUCACGGCACUCCGAUCUCAUCUACCCGGCCUUCCAAGAAAUUUCUCCUCUUCGAAAACUCCAGUUACGAUAGCCAACACUGUUAUUCACACAAACACUCUCAGCGAAAGUAUCAAUAUCUCGAUCGAUACCAACUCUUCACCGCUAAUAAUCAAAGUUAAACCGCUCAUUAUCGAAAAUCUCUCCGUUCCCUGCAUCCUUGGUAUGGAUGUGCUGCAACAAUUAUCGCUCACUGCUGGCAACGCAUCAAAAACGAUCCAAAUUAACAAAAAAAAAGUUAAAAGAGUACCACUUCGCAAAUCUCAUGCAAUCAAUGCAAUCAUUGAAGUCGACGACAUCGAUGCAGACAAACGAGAACUGCAUAAAUUUCAAUCUGAGAGAGAAGAAAAAGCAACAGAAAUAAAUUUUAUCCCAGAAAUUGCGUCAUUCGGAGAUACUAACCCCGAUCAAAAGAAAAAACUGUACGAUCUACUAGUCGAGCUAAGGCUUGCUUGCAGUAUGGGAGAUUGGGAUAUUGGUCAGCUUGCUUACCUUCGGUUCUCUCUUCCUCUCCACGACGAGACGCUUAGUGCUCACAGCGCCCCUCGACGUGUGCCGAUACACUUACAGCCAAAAGUUCAACAAAAUCUCAACGAAUGGCUCGAUCUAAGAAUAAUCUCAAUGGCUCAAAGUGCAUUCAACAUACCUCUGCUCAUUCUUCAAAAACCCGACUCAAGUAUCAGAAUAAGUCUUGACGCUCGCGAACUCAACAAACUUCUGGUAUCCGAUCGGUUCCCGAUACCACAUCUCAGCACAAUAUUCACAAGAAUUGGAGAAAAACUCACAAGUGGAAAAGAAUGCUACUUCUCACAAGUCGAUUUCUCGAGAGGUUAUUGGCAAAUCAGAGUCGCUGAUAACGAUACGAAGAAACUCGCGUUCUCAUACAACUCGAAACACUAUUGCUCAAAUAGAAUGCUCUACGGAACAAGUACUGCACCAGCAGCGUUCUCGAGGGUCAUGGACAGACUCUUCAAUCACCCAAAUAUCCUCAUCUAUUUGGAUGACAUUAUCAUUCUCAAUAGUAAUUUCACGGAGCAUUUACAAACAUUGAGGUUUGUAUUUCAAAAGUGUAUCGAUAAUGGACUUCUUCUGAAUACCAAGAAAAUGAUUCUCUGCAAGUCAUCCACUGAGUUUCUUGGACAUCGGAUAUCGAAAGAAGGAAUCACGCUCACGGACAAACAUAUCAAAUGCAUCAAAGAUCUUCAGCCUCCAACGGAUAGACAAUCGCUCAAACGAGUCCUUGGAAUGAUCAACUACAACAUCAAAUACAAAGAUGCUUCACUGAUCUUACGUCCUCUGUAUCAACUAACAAGCUCAAAGGUCAACUUCGAUUGGAAAGAAGAACAUCAAACCGCCUUUGAAAUCAUUCGCAACAAACUUCUCGAAAGACCCUCUCUUGGUCACUUCAAAACUGAUGCACCCCUCACUGUUGUCUCCGAUGCGAGUGGACAUGCCAUGGGUGGUUGUCUUUAUCAAUGUCAGGAUGAUCAAACCUUCACAACACUUGGAUACUUCUCAAGACCAUUCAACAAAACAGACAGCCGGAGAUCCAUGAGAGAAAAAGAAUUGAUCGCUCUAAUGGAAAAUAUCAAAUACUUCGAAUACUAUCUAAUCGGAGUGGAAUUCACAGCAAUAACGGAUCACAAUAGUCUCUUAUACCUUUACAAAGAGCACUCGAAGAAAGCUCUCGACAAUCGACUUGCGACAAUUCAGCACUAUCUUCAGAAUUUCUCUUUCAAAAUUCUGCAUCGACCUGGCCACGAUCCGGUUAUGGCAACCGCAGACGCUCUCAGCAGAAUCCCAAAUUCACACUCAUCACAAUUAGAAAAAGGAGCAAAAGGUUUCGAAGAACCAUCUGACACAAUCUUUGCGCUCAUCAAACCAGACGAUUCAAGAAAAAUUUUUGAAUUCGAAAAUCGUUCCUUCACGUACGAAGAAAUGGCAAAACUUCAGUUUGAGUGUCAAAAUACUCGAAAUCUCAUUGAAAAAUCGAAGAAAAAUCCAUCCAAGAAGUUCAAACAAACUAACGGUGUUUUGUUUGCUGACAAUCGAAUCGUUCUCCCAGAAUCGGUUUCGAAUGAAUUCUUGAAUUAUCUCCAUGUUCUCACAGCUCACUGUGGAUGCAAAGCCCUCAUGAAUCUGGUCAAACGAUUCUAUAUCCACAAGGUUCAAGAUCGUGCUCGCUCAAUAACCUCAAGCUGCGCAACCUGUCUCCGGAUCAAACCUCAGAAGAAACUCAAACCAAGCAUGAUUCCGAAUAGAUUUUACGAGUCCACUCCAUUCAGAAAAGUUCACAUCGACUUGGUUGACUUCUACAGACAAGAUUCAACUAACAAGAGGUAUCUACUCACAUGUAUCGAUGAGCUCACCUCAUACCUGGAUGGCGAACCACUUCACAGCAAAAGCGAUGCUCUCGUCUCUCGAGGACUCCUCAAGCUCAUCCUCCGCCAUGGUAUCAAUGGUGUCAUUGUGUCUGACAACGGUAAAGAAUUUGGGCCUCUCUGUAAAGAAAUAUUGCAACGAUUUGAAAUCACUCACGUCACAACUACUGCUUACCGAAGUAUGUCAAAUGGAAAAGUUGAACGAUCACAUCGCGACAUUGCAAAGUUCAUCAAAACUCUUGGCGGAAAUAGUAGAAAUUGGUCGCUUAAGUGGCCUGAAGCGUGUUAUCACAUGAACAACCUUCCAAGAGAAACAUUGGAUUCUCUCACACCAAACGAAUGCGUCUUUGGUCGGUCAUUUCACGUUCCCUACAAGAUUGACUCAAUUGAUGGAAAAAGAGAGCCCUUCGUGAAGGCUCUGAAUGAGUAUUUACGUGAACUUCACCCAUCAUUAAUGCGACUUCACAUGGAUCGAUACAACAAGCUUGUAAUGAAUGACAAAAACAGCGCUCCUGUCCUCAAAAUUGGAACAAAGGUGUUGACGUACAAGCCUGAUCACACAAGUGGAAAACUUGGUAUCAAUUGGGAUGGUCCAUUCUACGUCAAAAAUCGAAUCUCAAAAGACUCAUAUAUUCUAAUGUGUCCUAAGACAAAACGCACAUAUCGCCGCCAUCUUCAAAAUAUUCGUCCAUUAAAAGUCUUUGAUGAAAAAGAGAUCAAGGCGAAUAUCACGACGAACGAGGAAAUAAAGGGAAAUGCUGACAUCACAGAUGACGAUGCUCCUAAACAAAAGCUUCCUGAAACAAGCAAAUCUCAAGACUCACUGGAUCUGGAAAGUCUUUUCAAGGAAGAAGAUACCUGGUCAAAACGUCUCAGACCAAGAAAGUGA